This is a messenger RNA of Zophobas morio, 3166 nucleotides long. RefSeq names its product facilitated trehalose transporter Tret1-like. Bases 74 to 1468 code for a protein of 464 amino acids. Gene Ontology annotation, cellular component: membrane. Gene Ontology annotation, biological process: transmembrane transport. The record is from RefSeq and is a predicted model, not a curated record. NCBI's taxonomy places the organism in Eukaryota, Metazoa, Arthropoda, Insecta, Coleoptera, Tenebrionidae. The transcript has 6 exons. Gene Ontology annotation, molecular function: transmembrane transporter activity.
UUGAGCAGUUGUUCGCGAUUAUGCCUUCGAUUAGCGUACUUAAUUAAAGUUGAACAAACUCGUGACUGUCAAAAUGCAAAUUUCGUCAACCCUCACCCUCAAAACGACGCAGCGAAGUCGCAUCUAUCAGUACCUGGCAGCCUUCACAGGGACACUCGGGAUCGUCUCCAGCGAAAUGCACUACGGCUGGCCUUCGCCCUCUCUUCCCAUUCUCAAAAACGGUACUUAUGUUAUCCAAAUCGGGGAAACUGAAAGCUCCUGGUUGGCCAUCAUGCCUCUAAUCGGCGCCAUCCUAGGCGCCGUCAUGACCGGCCUGGUCAUAGACAUUCUCGGACGUAAAAGGUUGAUCCUCUUCUCUGGGGUACCAUUUUUCGUCUCGUGGAUAGUGAUCGGGUUUGCAGAAACGUCGGUACUUCUGCAUGUGGCGAGGUUCUUAGCUGGGAUGACGGACGGAUUGUCUUUUACGGCGGUACCGAUGUUCCUGGGAGAGAUCGCCGAGCCAGAAAUACGAGGGUUGUUGUGCUCCAUUUGUCCCGUGUUGAUAGUCGUGGGGCUGCUUUUGAUCAACACCAUCGGGAGUUAUUUGGAUAUUUCAACAACCGCGUUUGUGGCGUGUUCCAUCCCCGCGAUUCUCCUAAUCACGUUCAUUUGGAUCCCCGAAAGUCCGUACUUUUUGUUGAUGCGGGGGCGGUACGACGAAGCCAGGAAGAGUCUUCAGAGAUUUCGAGGUACCACCGACGUGGAAAAGGAGCUGGAGAGAUUAUCGACGGCUGUUCAGGAACAGAACAACAACAGCGGAAAGUUCCUGGACUUGUUCACUUCUCCGAGCAACCGCAAGGCCAUUUUCAUCGCUUUGGGACUCCGCAGCGUCCAACAACUCACCGGAAUCACCGCCAUCACCAUCUACUGUCAACGGAUUUUCAUCGCGUCGAACAGCUUCCUCUCGUCUGCGGUGGCGACGAUCAUCUAUUUCACGGUACAGUUAGUACUGUCGGCGGUCGCUUCCUUCAUGGUGGAUAUUUCCGGGCGGAGACCGCUCCUCAUCAUCUCGCUAACCGGAACGGGAAUCACGCUUCUCAUCAACGGUACUUACCUCUUCAUCAAGAACUGCACAGACAUCGACACCUCCGACUUCGAUUUCGUGCUACUGGUGACGUUGUUGGCUUUCAUUAUCAUCUUCAGUCUAGGACUUCAAACCAUUCCGUUGCUUAUCAUGUCAGAAAUGUUCCCGACUAACGUAAAAGCGUUCGCUUUGUGCAUCGCCGACGUUUAUUUUAGUGUUAUAGCGAGCGUUAUUUCGCAGUACUUUCACGGUACGAGCAGUGCGUUUGGGAUGCACGUGCCUUUUUACAGUUUCGCGGUGUGCUGCGUUUUUGGGUUGGUUUUUAUCGUUUUUUGCGUGCCGGAGACCAAGGGUAAAACGCUGGAGGAUAUACAGAGGUACUUGAAGGGUGAAAUUAAGUUGUAAGAGUGUGUAAUGAGGAGUAAUUGAUUCAAUAAAGUUGGUAUGGUUGGUUGUUGACUUUUUAAUCCUUGGUUGAUUUUAGUUGAUUUUAUCGGAAACGAAAUAUGCGUACUUUGUCGUUAACUACCUUGAAACUCGCUCAUUAUCGUUCGUCGUUAUGUGGUGGAUAUGUCAACAUUACGAGUAGGUGAAACUCAUGUAAAACAAUGACGUAAUCUUUACUUUAUUGAAUCUUGUGAACAAAUCCGAUUAAAUUAAUGGCGACCUCCAGAGCUUUCUGAAAACUUGUUCCAGUUUAUGCAGUGUGUCUCUGGUGGAUAUACUAAUAUAAACGUUUUGAAAUAUUUCAAAAAAUUAGUGGGUUAGUGUUUGAAUUAUUGAGUUUUUUAAUUUUAUACUAAGGUGGUACCCAGUUCCAUUAUGAAUGGUAAUAAUCGCAUACAUCACAACUGUUGCUGACUCAAACUCAUUUAAUCUAUUUUUCCAGCCGAACAAUUGUUGAAGAUAUAUCGAUUCGAGUGUAUCGAUUUUUUUGAGUUUCGAGUCGUCAAAUUCUUGGUAUACAACUUUAUAGUCAUUUUCAGUAUUUCGACUUUGUUCCAGACAGCUUUGUUCAUUUACAAAUUCGAACUAAAUUAUCUUAUUCGGUUUGGACCUUCCUAUGUCAUAAUAAUAUACGUAAGAGUUCAGUUACAGAAAUUACAAGAUUUUAUUGUAGUGAUUUUCAGUUACUAACGAUUCUUAUAUACAUUCCUAUCUUAGUGGAGAUAUUAAAUGAGGUCACUACAGAUUUAGGAUCUAGGCAACUAGAAUGUGACAACGACAUAGUCAACACACAAAUCGAAAAAGAGUUAACUCAAGGCAUCGUCUACAUGGUCAUUAGUCUAAUUUGUGGAAUAGUCACUGGAUCUACAUAUGCUAUAGCGUCAGAUGAAGAAAAUCAGUUGGUUUAUAUUUUUCCAUUAUGCGAAGAAUAUUUUCCUACAUGGACAUUUAUAGUUGAAUGGGGGUUUAGAUGUUCCAUAAUAUUUAUUUACUGCCUAGCGAUUACUUCGCCGUCUCAUUAUAUAAUUUAUGGUCUACUUCUAAUCAGAUUAGAAGAACACAGAUUAUUACACUCUCUUAGAAACGUCAACCAAAAUUACGAGAAACAGGAGCAGUUGGAUUUGGCGUCGCAAAACAUCAUAAAAGAAAGGCUAAUAUCCUGUCUGAAACGUCAUAUUCACUUCAGCAGAUCGAUACGCAAAAUUUUAAAGAAAUCAGAAAAUUUGGUCUUGCCUCUGCAAAUAGAAUCAGUUCUUUACUUUAUGAGUAUUGUCGUGAACAGUCUCAUGGUGGAUGGUACUCUCUCGAAAUUGUCGUACUGGCGUUUGAUUUCAGUCACAAUCACCGCGGUUGUUGCAUUAUCUGGACUCAGCUUUUACGGUCAAAAGAUCGAAGAUUUGUCCGAGAACAUCUUUAAUUGUUUGAUUAAUAUCAAGUGGUACCACUGGAACGAUACCAAUAAGAAACUGUACCUAAUGUUUUUGCAAAAUUCGUUGAAACCGUUUAAAAUAAAGUUCACUGAAAAUAUUUCAGUCAAUUAUAAAAUGGGAAUAGAGAUUAUUAAAUCUUUCUUCUCGUUCAUAUCUGUUGUAAGGCAGCUACAGAAAAAAAGGGAUUAGUACCUUUAAAGAAAUUUUAAAUUGGUAAAUUUUAACA